This is a messenger RNA of Linum tenue, 1128 nucleotides long. The record is from the annotation of a GenBank genome assembly. Lineage: Eukaryota; Viridiplantae; Streptophyta; Magnoliopsida; Malpighiales; Linaceae.
AUGAAGACAAAGGAUUCCCAAGAUGUGAUCCUGGGCGCUCAAGCUCGCCUAUGGAGCUGCUCCUUCAACCAAAUGAUCUCCAUGUGCUUGAAGUGCGCCAUCCACCUCCGCAUCCCCGACGCCAUCCACAAGCACGGCGGCGCCGCCGCCGUCCCACUCACCGCCCUCCUCUCCACCCUCCAAAUCCCACCUUCCAAGACCGAACCCUUCCGCUGCAUCAUGCGCAUCCUCGCCCACAACGCCGCCCUCUUCAACCCCGAACCCAAACCAUCCCCCGACGCCGCCGACGACGAAUGGUACUCGCUGAACGCGUCGUCGCGACUGCUGCUGAGCCCCGGCGGCGGGGAAGACGACGACGACAAAGCCGCCGUGGAGGUGAGGCACACGUCGAGCGUGCUCUUCCUCUUCCACCCGCUGAUGCAGGAACCGUGGUCGUUUCUCGACACGUGGCUCCGGGAGGACGGCAGCCGCACCCCAUGGGAGAUCGCGCACGGGACGGCGUCGUUCUGGGGAUACCUCGAGACCCGGGACCCUUCCGGCGAGCUGAUGGCCACCUUCUACGACUGCAUGACCAACGACUCCAAGCUGGUCGGGGAGGUCCUGGUGUCGAGGUGCAGGGACAUGUUCGACGGCGUGGCGUCGCUGGUGGACGUGGGCGGCGGCGCCGGGACCAUGGCGGCGGCCGUCGCCAAAGCGUUUCCCGAGAUCAAGUGCACCGUUCUGGAUCGUCCUCAUGUGGUCAAGGGUCUCCAGGGAGAAGGGAAUCUGGAAUUUGUCGGCGGGGACAUGUUCCUCAGCGUACCGCAAGCUGACGCUGUUUUACUUAAGUGGAUCCUGCAUGAUUGGGACGAGGAGAAUUGCAUAAAGGUACUCAAAGUUUGUAAAGAAGCAAUCGCGUCGCCAAAGGGGAAGCUGAUCAUCAUAGAUAUGGUGGUUGACGAGAAGAGGCUGGGAGAGAGGAAUUUCGGUGAAGUUCAGCUCUGCUUCGACUUGUUCAUGAUGGCUAUGGUCAACGGCAAAGAACGAACAGAGAAAGAGUGGAAACGGCUCUUCUCGGCCGCCGGUUUCUCCAACUACAAGAUCUCAACCGUUAUGGGUCUAAGAUCAGUCAUUGAAGUCUUCCCUUGA